UCAUUGGAGGAAAUUGGAUGGACAGCGUAAGCGCUGGUCUCGAAUGAUAAAAUAGCAACAAAAAAAGGAGGAGGAGGAAAACAGGAGCAUGACGCGCGCGCACCAUCAGUGUGCCAACAGCAGCCGCGCGGAUGCUGCCACGGAACGGAGCUGAUUAUUCAUCUGUUGUAGUAAACACGUUUUCGUCAUCAGGACAAGCGCUGCGCGCAUUCCUCAGCAGGGUUUGCGCACAUCCAACAGUCAAUUUCUUUCCAGCUCUGCGUGAGAGCGCACAUCCCCGCGCACCUCUGUCCUGGAGGAAACCUUUAAAGCCAUGUGGUGCUGAAGGGUCUCCUCUGAAUUCAGAUCACUAGAAAAAUAUGGAGCAGCGUCUCUACAAACUAGAAUCCAGAAACAUGGACUCGUGUUUGAGGCGACUAAAGCUGGAACUGUUGUCCAUGAAAGAAGCUGGAGAUGGCCUCCAUGCACAGAUGAAUUCGAUGAUGGGAGCCCUCCAGGAACUCAAGCUCCUUCAGGUCCAAACCGCUCUGGAAAGCCUCGACAUUUCAGGACGACCCAUUAACAGAGGAAUGCCGCAUCCAGCUCCUGCAGCUCCUUCUCACACACGAGCUGCAGCUUCAGCAGAGGAACGCAGCUCAAGUUUGAGACAAACAAUGAUGGAUGAGCCCAGCCCAUCUCCAAUGCUAAGACCAAGGCUGUCUGUGGACAGCCCAAACUCCUCAAGCAGAGGUGAUGAGAUUUCUUCUCAAAGCAGGAGCAGCCUGGAAACCUCGUCUUCUUCAACAUCCAGUCUAGAGAGUGAGUCUGAGAGUGAAGCAAGUCCAAGAAGUGCAAGAAAUUCAAGAAGUGAGAAUGACCUGGAGUCAAUACCCAGAAGGUGGUCAGGAUACACAGCUCCCCAGGUGGACUUCUGUGGACCAGUUGUUGGAAACCCGCCACCAGAACCUUACCUUCAUUCAAAGACUCCUCGGGCAGCGCAGGUGAUGGACCUGCCGGGAAUCCUCUACAGCCUCUCCAGAGAAGGUCCUUCCUUGGACAGCGACUACUCUCAGGACAGUGCAGAUGAUGGCAGUGACUGGACGUCUUCUCUCAUGAGCCGCAGUCGCAACCGUCAGCCCUUGGUGCUAGGUGACAACGUGUUUGCAGACCUCGUAGGCAACUGGUUGGACUUGCCUGAGGUGGAACGAGAGGAAGGAAAAAACAAAGAAUGGAGAAAAAGGAGAGAUGAGAGGACAUUAGAAGGCAGCGUGGAUAGACCAGACACGCCUGCACACCCCCUACGGCUGAGCCGCUCACAAGAGAUCUGCAAGAAGUUCUCCCUCACCACCAACAUCUUCAAGAAGUUCCUGCGCAGCGUCCGGCCGGACAGGGACAAACUCCUCAAGGAGAGACCGGGCUGGGUGGCUCCCGAGCUUCAAGAGGGGGAUAUUUUUAAACGACCAAAGAAAGUGGCUCCAAAAAAUUCAAAAGGCAGCUUUUAUUUGCCUUUCUGGGCAAACGGGCAGCAGGGCAAAGGCAGGCCAUGUCCUGAGAGGAGCAGCCACCUUCAACUCUUUCCCCAAUUCCAGCAACAGCCAUUCACAGGGAUUUAUUUAGACAGGAGACAGCCAGACACUGGCUUGGAGAAAAUGCAGCCCUUGUUUGACUAUAACACAGCUGUGUGGGUGUAGGAGGGAGUCCUCAGCCAGAAGACUGUCACUUGUGUCAAACUGGCAGGUGCUGGUCAGUUGAGGGCGUGAAAAAAAGAAGUGAAUGGAUGAAUGAGUGGAAAGUCUCGGGUACAAUUACCUUCCAAAAGGAAACGCUGAACUUGGCACUCACCACAUGGUCCUCCGGGGACUGAGAAGUUAUCUGAUCGUGGUUUUGUCCAUCGGUCCCAAAUGCUGGACUUUGUUUAUCAUGUGUAUGAGUGCAGCAUGUGAUCAUGUGUUUCUGUUAUUGUUGUUUCAAAUAUUUUGAAUUGAUGCUGCAAGACCUAUAUUCAAGUUCCUGCACACAUAAAGAGAAACUACAGGAGUGCUUGGUUGUUGUGGUACCAUAAAUGGUCAGUUUUUGAUCAAUUUUGAUCAAAUAUCAACAAUUUUAAACUAAUGUGCAACAAGGCAUGACAGAUUACUCUUACUUCUCUGCAUUUUUAUGUUUUCGUGUGUACAAUUCACCCAACUGUUGCUAGCAAGUGUUAAGUACGUGGGAACAGAUUGAGGCUGUUUCAGAGCACACUGCCACCAAACCUUUGUAAUCUUUUUAGAGUUUCCAAAAGUCUCAGAGACUCAGGUUUAACUGGACUCAUCUCAAUCCAUUUGCUCAGGAAAUAAAGCGUUAAAGCUGCCAUAAUUUAUCCAUAUAUGCAGCAAUUGUGUAAGUAAAUAUAUGCAAUCUAUGCUUUCUUUUGCUGUCAAAAAUUCCUCAUUGAAAGAAAAACUAAGCCCAAUGUUUCUUUCUUUUAAUUUAACUGCUUGUUUGCCUGUUGUUGUUUUUUUAUUUUGUUAAUUAACAGAAAAAAGGUUAAUUUAAUCAGAAAACUUGUUAAAUAGAUUUUAAAUAUUGAUUGGUUCAGACUCAGCAACAACAGAGUGUCCAUGAGUAUUAUAGUGCUUACUACAAUGAGUGAAAUGCUGUCCUCUCUGCCAUGUGGUCACGGCAAAUGGGGAAACAACUGUAAGUCCUCUGAGGUUGUUGCUGUGCAGACAGGGGCAGGGGUUAACAUGGAGCUGCUCAUCAUGGGUACAGACUAACUGACCGCCAUCUGGCGUACAUUUAUUACACAAAGCAUGUUUGAAGCAGUACAAACGUUCAAAAAGAGCUUUGAAUGCAGGAUUAGGAGGAUAACACUGGAGACUAUGUAUAUAUAGGGAGAUUAUUACUGAACAAGGUGGUGAUACAGCUGAAAUGACACAUUUGGGGAAAUGGACAGGGAUUUUUUUAUUCAGAAUUCAGUUAACAUGUUUGUACAGAGCUUUGUGUAUAUUUUUCAUCAACCAAACGUGAGUAAUAUUUUCAUUUUUUGGAGAUCCCAUGGCAAGGUAUUCAUCAAUUUUGUACAAAUGAAUAUGUCAAAAUAACAGUCCUUUAUUUAAAAAAAUAAUGCCAGGGCAGUUAUUUAUUUCUUCUAAUAAUCUGGUUAAUUUAACACAAACAGCACAAUACCAGCUAAAGUCAACGCCACUUUCUCAGGAUAGCAAGCAACACUGCCCACUGUCACCCAGAAUGCUUUGUGUCUGAAAGAAGACCACUCUUAUGCAAGAACAAUCUCUGAACUCAUUUUAAAAAUGCAUUCCAUAACAUCCUUAAUGCUGUUCCGGAUGAACAAACCCAGCCAGCAAGGGGUUAGGCCGCGGAUCUCUUUUAAUGUCUUGGCCAGCUGAUGCACAUGGUGCCAUGUCAGUAUUCAGGUCAACACUUUCUGCAUGUUCAGAGGUUCCACACAAACACACACAUAUGGAGUUGACACAGUCAAGCCACAGUUAUUUCUGUUUUUUUCAAUUGAAUCUGUCACUUAAGUGUAGUUUCCUGCACCAUUGUGGAUGUUUUUCAUUAGGGUUCUGCAAACCUUUAGUAGUUUUUAUGACAUGUGCACUGUAAAACUGUCGAUGACUCUUUGUAAAUUAAAUCUCUUUACAAAGAAAGAAA
Molecule: messenger RNA, 3630 nt
Organism: Oryzias latipes (Japanese medaka)
Lineage: Eukaryota; Metazoa; Chordata; Actinopteri; Beloniformes; Adrianichthyidae
Gene: inka2
Product: inka box actin regulator 2
Cellular component (GO): nucleus
Molecular function (GO): protein kinase binding; protein serine/threonine kinase inhibitor activity
Source: RefSeq, a predicted model, not a curated record